AUGAAGCAUCUCAUCGUACUCUCGUCGCUCGUUCCCUUUGUGUUUGGCGCUGUCUUCACUGUCGGUGUUGGCAAGGACGAAACUACGGGCAAGAAAGGCCUCGGAUUUGACCCGUCGUCGAUCCACCCCGCCGCCGGUGACACCAUUGUGUUUGAGUUCCGCAGUGGCAGCCACUCCGUCCUUCAGUCGACAUUCACGAGUCCCUGCACUUCGAAUGGCGGCUUCAACUCUGGCGUGAAGACCGUGGACGACAACCUCGAAGUUGACGCCCCUGGCCUCCCCACCGUCUCCCUCCUCGUCAACGACACCCAGCCGCUUUGGUUCUUCGAUGAUGCCGGUGGCCUCUGCAACAAAGGCGCUGUCUUGUCGGUGAAUCCGACCCAAACACAAAGCGACGCCCAGUUCAAGGCCAAUUCCCUCACCGCCCCCAACUCUGGCUCUGGCUCUGGCUCUGGCUCGCAAUCCUCCGCACCGGCACCAUCUGGCCCGUCUGGCUCCGCAUCUGGCAACCCCCAGUCCACAGCUUCUGGCGGCUCGGCCCCCAGUGGUCAGCCAUCUUCGCCGGCCCAAAGCCCAGCGCCAAACGGAGCAGCCGCCACAGGAUCUCUCUUCGUAUUGUACCUCGCCUGUGUGGGACUAUUGUCAGCUCUAUUUUUGUGA
Molecule: messenger RNA, 660 nt
Organism: Mycena indigotica
Lineage: Eukaryota; Fungi; Basidiomycota; Agaricomycetes; Agaricales; Mycenaceae
Product: SH3 domain-containing protein
Exons: 3
Coding region: 1-660 (219 amino acids)
Source: RefSeq, a predicted model, not a curated record